GACGCAGCAGCCCGACGGCGAAGGCGGGGCGGGGGAGAGGAAGGACGGUGUCCAAUUUGCAGACGGGCGCUGGCCACAGCGACACGCGCCUGAGGAGGGCCGCCAUGGUCGCGUCUUCGCCUCCACAAGCGCGGAAGCUCUCCUACGCCGAGGCCUGCGCUCAUCGCGAGAGUGGGCGGCGCGACAAGGCCUGCGGAUUGGACAUCUCGUCCGUCUCUCGCAGGAUCACUCAACGGGGGAUUGGGGGUGUCAACCUCAACCAAAGAGGGAAAUCAGAAAUCAUCCGGAAAGUUGACAGAGAGGAUCAGAGCGGGGGAAGAAGAUGCUGUUCGGGGUGGAAAAAUGAGGAGGACCGUAUUCGCCUAGCUCGGGAAAUCAAGCGGAAUCUCUUUGUAUCGCGAAAUCCGGAAGAUCCUCAGGAAAUCGGUGCUGCCGAAGACCUCACGAAGCUUGAAUCAUCUUGGGAUGACCUCGAAGAUGCGCUACGCAGGAUUCCUGGCGCGAAUUUGGCAAGUCAGUCAAAAUUGGGGGAGAUUGCAGAGUCGCAGGUGAAGGGGGGCCUGCAGGGGACACCUGGCGACGAUCUGAGAGGGGGGUGGGGAUCGUUUGGUCGGUCGAUUGAACAUCUCUACAACCACUCGUGGCGGCCAAUUGCAGAGGAGCGCUGGAUAUGGGUUCCCAAGCCCGCUCUGCUAGGGGAGACGGGUUAUCCAGCCCGACCCGAAGAAAUCCGGAGAGAGGGGUGGCGUGCGCGUAGGGUUCGCAGAGUCCGACCUCCGCCGCCGCUCACCAAGACCUUUGCCCAGGCUGUGGAGUCAGACUCCAUGGGUUGGGAAGAAUCCAGGAUGGAGCGUGGGGAUCACCGUGGUGUGCCCCCAAAGCGAGGGUUUGAGGAAGACCGAAGGGGGAGCCGAUUCCAGGAUGAGGAGGAGCGCGAAGCCAGGCGGCAUGAAGACCUCAACCGUGAAAGGCAACUCCGGGAGAGGAUGACAAGGGGGCGUGAGCCAUACAGGAUGGGAGAUCCGUGGGGGUUCAGAGAUGGCGACCAAUUUGGGAAGAGAAGAGCUAUGGAGCCGACCGAUCUGGAUCGAGGCAAUUAUCAGAACAGCCAGAGAGUCAGGUUUCAGCAAAGUCAGGUUACCUCCUACACUUCUGCUCUUGACAGGCUUGGUGGCAUUCACAGGGAGCAGCAGAUGAAGGGGAAGGAUGAUCUUUCUGGGAGCAAGAACUCUGCUGAGACUGGAAGGAGUGGAGUUUGUUUCAGGUGUAGACAAGAGGGGCAUCAUCAAGCCGACUGCACAAACCCCCCAUUCUGCUUCAAUUGCAAGGAAACUGGACACAUGGCAGCAAAGUGUCCCAGCAACAAAGGAGCCUCUAUGCACAUGUAUGGUUUUGGCUUUCCAGGACAGGGGUUUCAUUGUCUGAAGAUUCCAGGCGCAGUCAAGCAGCAGUCGGGAGACCAGGUUGGUUUGAUUCAGGUUAAAAGUGGGGAUGCUGAUGUGUUCAAGAUAGAGAAAGAACUGAAGAACCUCAUUGAUAGCAAAUGGUCUUGGAAAGUUAAGCAAAUCUCUGAAUCAAAAUACCUGGCCACAUUCCCAAACAAAAUGAUCCUAGAUACUUUCUCCCGGUCUAAGAGUUUGGAUUUGGCGUUGUUCAGCAUCAACGUCUCAAUCUCGCGUUCCAGCUUAGAUCCUAUGGCAUCAACAGUCCUACAAACAGGUUGGAUUCAGCUUUUCAAUGUCCCUGACCCCGCCAAAAACAUUGAAGUUGUCACUCUUAUUGCUGAGCUAGCUGGGGAAGUGAUGGUGGUGGAUGAGGUUUCCUUGAUCAAAGAUGGACCAGUGAGAGUCAAACUGAGAGCGAGAGAGAUAGCGAGCAUCAAAGGGUUUCUGGAAAUUUUCAUCGAGGGGGUAGGAUUUGAGAUCAAGGUGUUACCUGAAACCAAAGACAAGGUGGUUCGGCCAAAAGACCCUUCUCCACCACCCAAGAAUCCUGAUGAUAGGGACUCCUCUGAGGAAGACGAUGACGCAGAUGAUCUAUCUGACUUUGAAAGCAAAGUAAACCGCGCCAUGGGAGAGCCUCCCGCACAGUCUGGUACCAAGGCGCCAGCAGCUGGAAAGAGUGCGGCCACCAAGCAACGGCCACUCCAAGGGGGCGAACCAGGAGACGAGCUACCUGAGAAACGGGCUGCUGAGCUACAAGAACAUGAGCAGGUACUCGAGAUAAUGCCCCUUGACAUCUAUGACCCGACUGCGAAGGUGCUAGAUCACAGUCUGGGCAUAUAUGGUCAACUCUCGCAGGAAUCAGACAAAUCAUCGGUGGAGACAUCCAAGGGGCUGGAACAUGCCGUUGCCCCUCCUUCUGGGCACUUCCUGAUACACACUGAGGGGGGAGGGCUCAGCUUUCUACCAAAAGACAAAUGGCCAACAUUGCAGCUAGAACAAAGUGGUGGGACUGGGGGGGAUCAGCUUCAGUUUUCAACCUUACCGGGGUUGGAAUUAAACUCUCAGGAUUCUUUAGGAGGAGGAGAAAUUGAGGAGGAACAGCCUGAACCUCAGGAGGCGCCAGUGGUGCUGAUCCAUGAGGACAAGGAAGAAUGGGAAAUGGUUAUCCCUUCCAAAAAGAGACAAAUCAAGAGGAAGGGGGUCCCUGCGGUCGCUGCGAGGAAAAGCAACAGGAUGGUGACCUCACGAGAGCCUUCGGCGCCGGGGAUUACUUCUGUUGUAGCAGGUAAUUCUAACUCUUCUAAUUCAUGUUUUCGUAUUCUUAGUUCCUGUGAAGAGGAAGAUCUAGAAAACAUUGCUGCAUACUGUGAUGUGAUGCUUGGGGGGGAUAAGACAGAAAUUUCAGAGUCCAUCUCAGCCAUGCAAUUGGAAGAGAUAGCUAGAGCUGUAGUAGCUGAGGCGCUAUACAAAACACAAAUGGGGAAAAAAUUGCAGGAACAACACAGUCUUGAGGGGGAGAAUCUGAGUCUAGAAGUGACCAGCAAUGAUCAGAGGAAACACCUGAAUGAAAAAGGUUCCCAAACACAUGAAGGAGAUAGUGAGCCCAAUACGACUCCAAACGUCAACAAUGGGGGUGACGAUCCACUGAGACAGGGUACUGCAAAGGUUCUGGGGGAGGGACCAAUGCAAACUGAUAGCGAAGCACAGGGGGAGUCCUUAUCCACUCUGGAAGAGAGACAAACUAGGGGGGAUAUGCCAAAAAAACCUCAGUCGAAGCCGAAAGGGAAUAGGCUCAGCCGUGAGCUGAAACGAAUAAGCACCAAAUGAAAGCACUCAUUUGGAAUGUCAGAGGCUUGGGCAAUAAAUCAAGAGUGAGACAGCUUCGUGAACUAAUCCAACAAGAACAAGUGGACAUAGUGGGCUUGCAGGAGACAAUCAAACAAGAUUUCAGUUAUGCAGAAUUAGAAAGUUUAGCACCAGGGGGGCUUUUUAGUUGGAAGUGGACUCCAGCGCAAGGUCACUCAGGUGGGAUUCUGCUGGGAGUUAAACAAGACAUCUUACAAGUAGAGAAUUGGGAGACAGAUGAUUUUUUUGUGGGGGCGACUAUUAGACACAGACUGCUGAAUGUGAGAUGGGACCUUAUUUCAGUUUACGGGCCAGCCAAACAUGAGUUCUCUCCUAAUUUUAUAGAUAAUCUAACCAGAAGAAGUGAGAAUGCCACUCUACCCAUUCUGUUGGGAGGUGACUUUAAUCUGAUUAGAAGCAGCGCGGAUAAAAACACUGGGGGAGGAGACAUCAGACUCAUGAAUCUGUUUAAUGACUUCAUUGAGAGAUGUGAUUUGAGAGAAAUUCAUAGGAGCGGGGGGAGCAGGUUCACAUGGACCAACAAGCAAGAGAACCCGACUAUGUGUAACCUGGACAGGGUUCUAGUAAGCACUGACUGGGAGGAGAAAUUCCCCACGGCCACCCUAACUGCUCUAACCAGAGUGGGUUCGGACCACAGCCCUCUCUUGUUAGAUACGGGGGGUAGUAACCAACAAAAACCUAGACAAUUCUUCUUUGAAAAACAGUGGUGUUUGGAGGACAAGUUUGAGAAGACAGUGAAUUCGAAAUGGGAAUCUGCCAAGAUCAAAUGGCAUAUGAAUGCCUACUCAUUGGAUAAAUGGCAUGGGGGUCUGGGCUACCUCAAGCAAGCUUUAAAAGGUUGGGGGGGCAAUCUUCGCGGAGAGUACAAAAGGAGGAAAAAUGAACUCUUAGCCAGGAUCCAAGAACUUGAUAACACAUCAAACGCGGACAACCCUGAGGGUGACCAUUUCAGUCAGCGAGCCAGGCUCGAGUGUGAACUUGAGAAACUCAUGGAGAAGGAGGAGAUCUACUGGCAGCAAAGAGGGGGAGAAAAAUGGGUGCUGGAGGGAGAUUCUAAUACAGGCUUUUUCCACUUAGUUGCCAACGGGAGGAGACGGAAAAAAACCAUACUGUCCUUGGAACAUGAGGGGGGCAUUGUUACAGACCCGAGGGGAAUUCAAAACAUCAUAUACAAAUACUACAAACAACUCUUUGGGAAAGGACAAGCCAGAACAGUACACUUGGCUGGGGGGGCAUGGGCUGAGGCAGGCAGACUAUCACCAGAAGAUAAUAUAGAACUGACCAAACCCCUUAGUGAGGAGGAAGUGAGGAAGGCGAUCUUCGACAUGAAGGAUAACACUGCGCCAGGACCAGAUGGUUUUGGAGUCAUCUUCUACAAAACUUGUUGGAGUAUCAUAAAAGAGGUUUUCAUGGAAAUGAUCAAUGAUUUUUAUCUGGGCUCUUUGGACAUCGCCAGGCUUAAUUAUGGAGUGAUAACACUAAUACCAAAAGUCACAGAAGCCAAUAAUGUCAAGCAGUACCGACCCAUUUGCCUUCUGAAUGUGAGCUUCAAGAUUUUCACCAAGUUACUUGCAGACAGGCUGGCUAAGUUAGCCCACAAAGUCGUCUCACCGUGCCAGACAGCGUUUAUCAAGGGGAGAUACAUAGUGGAUGGAGCCGUCAUGCUACAUGAGAUUGUGCAUGAACUGCAAAGCAAAAACAUGAGGGGGGUCAUUUUCAAGAUUGAUUUUGAAAAAGCUUACGAUAGUAUCUCCUGGGACUUUGUGGACGAGGUUAUGCAAAGGAAAGGAUUCGAGGACAAGUUAAGGGGUUGGAUCAUGAGUACGGUCAAAGGGGGGAGGGUCUGUGUGACCAUCAACGGGACUAAUGGACCAUAUUUCAAAACACAUAGAGGACUAAGACAAGGGGACCCUCUGUCUCCUCUUCUCUUUAAUCUGGCGGCAGAUGCUCUUUCACAUAUCAUGAGUAAGGCCAAAGAAGCAAAUCUGAUCAAGGGGGUGAUUCCACAUUUAAUCCCAGGGGGGGUAACGCACUUGCAAUAUGCCGACGACACUAUCAUUAUGGUUGAAGGCGACCCCGACUCGAUCAAAAAUUUGAAGUUUCUGUUGUAUUGCUUCGAGUGGAUGUCUGGGCUUAAAAUCAACUAUCAUAAGAGCGAAAUGAUUACUUUCGGUAUGGAUGACAGUGAGCAACAACACAUUGCUAAUAACCUGAACUGCAAUGUGGGAAAGAUGCCGAUGAGAUAUCUGGGUUUCCCUAUCAGUAGCAGAAACAUAGGAGUGGGGGGGUUUAAGAACAUUGUAAACAAAAUGAGGAAGAAGUUACAACCAUGGAAAGGGAAACACCUGUCUUCUGGGGGCAGGCUUAUUCUGACUAACUCCUCACUAAGUAGUUUGCCCACUUACACGAUGGGCAUGUUCCUGCUGCAAGACGGGGUUCACAAACAAAUGGAUACUAUUAGGAGCCAAUUUUUUUGGAGGGGGGACAGCGAGAAGUUCAAAUACCACAUGAUGAAGUGGGAGAAUGUCUGCCUACCAAAAGAUUUUGGAGGGCUUGGGAUCACAAAUACUAGGAUUUUUAACGAAUCCAUCCUGAUGAAAUGGGUGUGGCGAUUAUAUACUAGCUCAGAGGACGACCUCUGCUGUCAACUCCUCAAACAAAAAUAUCUUAAAAGGAAACCAAUCCUCUGCCAAAAAGGAAACAGAGGUUCACAAUUCUGGAGGGGGUUGAACAAGAUUAAACAUGGUUUCAGCUGGGGGGCUGUCUUUGAGGUCAAGGAUGGAAAGUCGACCAGAUUUUGGGAGGACGUCUGGAGGGGAGACAUUCCCCUUAAGAUAGCCUACCCCAAACUUUAUGAGCUAUGUAAUGAUAAAACACGGCUGGUAAGUGAUUUCUACAAUGAUGGAGAGUGGUACAUUAGCUUCAGGAGAUCGUUGGGGGGGGGGCAGACCUUGAAUUGUGGAAGGACCUCAUGAGUCAGCUUGAAGGAGUGCGGCUGAACAGCGAAAAAGAUAAAGUAACCUGGGUUCUGGAAAAGUCAGGCCGGUUCACAACUAAAUCGAUGUAUAGGUGGUUCCUACAUAGAGGGGUACUCAACAAACGCUUGUGCAGAAUUUGGAAGUGCAGACUUCCGGUGAAAAUCAAAGUGUUCCUUUGGCAAAUCUCAAAUAACAGACUUCCAACAGGGGCCGAACUUAAGAAAAGAAACUGGAGGGGGAGCGCAGUGUGCAACAUAUGUGAAACCUCAGAAACGGCAGACCACAUUUUUUUCUCCUGUGUUAUGGCAAAAUUUGUGUGGUCUUGCUUUAAAGAAGCUUUGGGAUGGGAUUGAAUUCCUGCUAGUUGGCAAGAUCUUUUAGACAACUGGAUCCCGCUAGGGGGGGCAGAUUAUAAUUCCAAGUUGUUCACAUUCGCAAUUAUUCUGUGGUCGAUUUGGACUUCAAGAAACAAACGGAUGAUUGAGGGCAAGUUCCCUCGAUCUCCAACUGAACUCUUGUAUAAUUGUAACUCGUUUCUGCAGAAAUGGAAGGUCCUGCUACGCGGAGGCGAGCGAAGCAAGGUUGAAGCCUGGACUGACCAAGCCAGAAGUUGGGUGGAGAUGUUCCUGGAGAAGCUGUGCAACAGACCUCAGGAUGGUUUCUUUAUGUGAAACUGCAACUUCAUUUUGGUGGCUGUUAUGUCGCUGACCCUUCUGGAUGUUACUAGGUCCUGGAACUCUAGAUGAGAGGGGUGGGCUUUCCCAGCUUGGAUUGCUAGUUUGUUUUUGUCUAUCCGAGGCCUGCGUGUCUCUGCUGGUCUUCAAAUUGUGCUGGUAUUCCCGGUCGUCUUUUGUACGCUACAAAAACGUUAUUGCUUUCUAUAAAAGCAGGGUUAAACCUUUUUCAAA
Molecule: messenger RNA, 7197 nt
Organism: Panicum virgatum (switchgrass)
Lineage: Eukaryota; Viridiplantae; Streptophyta; Magnoliopsida; Poales; Poaceae
Exons: 1
Coding region: 105-3272 (1055 amino acids)
Molecular function (GO): nucleic acid binding; zinc ion binding
Source: RefSeq, a predicted model, not a curated record